UGUAAAAUAUGACCCGUGUUAUCUAUAUUUUGUUAUCCAGCAAAAAGUUAACGUUAGAUCUAAGAUAAUUCUGUAAGGCAGUGGCUUGUAGUCUGACAGAAACCUGCAAACAUGAGCAAAGGACUUGUCUUGGGUGUAUAUGAGCCAAAUGAAAAAGAUGGACCAUUUAUAUUCUCUCCAUCUGCUAAAAGCUUUGAUGAAUCUACUGCUGGAAAACUUGAGUCUGUUUUAAAGAUUGCUGGUAAAACCCUGAGCUGUGGUAAAGUCCGUCUGCUGUAUGGCCUUGAUGAAACCUACUCUACUGUGACUGUAGCUAACCUUGGGAAACAAGAUGAAGGCUAUGAUGACACUGAACAGGUUGAUCAGGGAAAAGAAAAUGUCAGAACUGCUGUUGCAAGAGCAGUUCUAAGUUUGUGUGAAGUGGGAGAAACAGAUGUGGAUGUAGAUGCAUGUGGAGAUGCUGAAGCUGCUGCUGAAGGUGCUUUUCUAUCACUGCAUUCUUUUGAUGAUCUGAAACAAGAAGACAAAAGGAAACCGAAAGUGAAUGUCACUCUCUACACUAAAGGCCUGGGAGAUGAGUCAAAUGCCAAGGCACAGUGGUCAAGAGGUCAAGUACUGGCCACUGCCCAGAACUUUGUCAGAUGGCUGCAAGAAAACCCAGCUAAUCUCAUGACUCCUACAUUCUUCUGCCAGCAGGUCAAGAGGAAUUUAGGAGAUCUUAAAAAUGUCAAGGUAACUGUGAGAGAAAAGGAAUGGGCUGAAUCCAUGAAGAUGGGAUCUUUCCUAUCAGUAACCCAGGGAUCAGAUGAGCCACCAAAGUUUCUAGAAAUUGAUUACCAAGGUGGAAAGGCUGAUGAUCCAUUUGUUGUAUUUGUUGGCAAGGGAAUCACUUUUGAUAGUGGUGGAAUCUGCAUCAAGGCAUCACUUGGUAUGGAUGAAAUGAGGGCAGACAUGAGUGGUGCAGCUUGUGUAGUCAGCAGCAUUCAAGCAGCUGCUAAACUUGGGCUACCUAUCAACGUGAAAGGUCUAGCACCUUUAUGUGAGAACAUGCCUAGUGGAAAAGCCACCAAACCAGGUGAUGUGGUCACGGCUAUGAAUGGGAAGACCAUUCAGGUUAAUGACACUGAUUAUGAGGGCAGGCUAAUACUGGCUGAUGCUUUAUGUUAUGCUGAAACAUUCAAACCAAAGCUAAUUUUGGAUAUUGCAACUCUAACAGGUGAAGUCAUCAUAGCCUUAGGAGCUGCGGCAACAGCAGCGUAUACAAAGUCUGAAAAUAUUUGGGAAAAUUUGCACAAUGCAGGUAAAGCAACAGGUGAUAGGGUGUGGAGGAUGCCGUUAUUUAAACAUUACACCAAACAGAUGACUGAGUGUGAUUUGGCUGACAUUAACAACGUUGGCACCAAGGGGAGAGAAGCAGGGAGUUGUACUGCUGCUGCUUUCUUGAAGGAAUUUGUGUCAACUGACAACUGGGUCCAUCUAGAUAUGGCAGGUGUUAUGACAAACAAUGGUGAUGUGCCAUACUUGGGUAAAGGGAUGUCAGGUCGCCCUACAAGAACCCUAGUUCAAUUCUUGGAAAACCUGAGUAAACAGCAAGCUUAAUAUUUCACUAAGUUUUAUUCAGUAUUAUAAGAAAUGAUGAUUUAGGUAAUUAAUUAGAGAGCAAGAUUUAACCAUAAUGUGAGUCAGGAGCCUAUUAGCAUGGUUGUGAAAAGGGGACUUACUAUGAAGAAACCGAAAAUGGCAUACACAUUUUAAAUUAUUUUUCUGACAACUAAUUUUCAGAUGCAAUGGUGCUGAUCGAACUGUAAAUGAAUUUUAAAGAAAAAUGUUAAGACUGAUUUCAUUGUAAGAAAACCAUAAACAGAAAAAUGAAUAAUGUAAACAAAAUUAAAGGAUAGUAUUGUUUUGUUGAACUAAAUGGCAUUGUUUAUCAAAAUAAAAUUAAUUUAUC
Messenger RNA from Physella acuta, 1951 nucleotides. Its product is annotated as cytosol aminopeptidase. Gene Ontology annotation, biological process: proteolysis. NCBI's taxonomy places the organism in Eukaryota, Metazoa, Mollusca, Gastropoda, Physidae. The record is from RefSeq and is a predicted model, not a curated record. Gene Ontology annotation, cellular component: cytoplasm. Gene Ontology annotation, molecular function: metalloaminopeptidase activity; manganese ion binding.